UUCGGUCGUUCUGUCCGCCGUGCUCGGAUAUGUUCGGCUCCCCUCGUCGCUCGUCGCCUCGACUCGACGCGCUCGCGGCUCGACGGUAAACAGCUGGCGACGCUCUGUGUUAGUGCUGGUUAGUGCAAAACGUUGAACGGGACCGUUCGGAGCUGGGUCGUCUGUGGUUGCCAGUCUCUCCUACGUACUCUACCCUUUUCUUUUCGCGUCUAAUUAUAUAUCCUCGACCGACGCAUUCUUGGCCACUGUCCAACCAAUCUUUGGCGGAUUCGUCUCGGUGAAGUGAGAGUGGCGUAGUGCGAGAGGAAGCCGAGCGAGUUGCGUCGUUGUGGAAAAGCCGUGGGGAAAGCCGAGUUUCUUUGUUCGGUGCGACGGGACGGGACGCGACGCGACGGAUCUGCGCAUAGAUUGCGGUGGUGGUGGCGCAGCAUCGUUUGUGUGUUGUGUGUGUCGCGCGGUUGGCCGAGGUACUUUCGUCGUCCCUCAUGCGUAAGACGGGACAGUAGCCAAUAAUACAUGGCUAUUAAUAUUCAAUCUACGUUGUGCAUUGUGCUAUAAAUCGCGUAAAUUUUUACAACACAACGAGAGAUCUUUGUGAACGACAGUGUCGCUCGCAUCGUGAAUCGAGGAAACGAGGAAAAAGGAAGGACGGACGGACGGGACGGACAGACGGACGGAGAAGAGCGAGAGAGCGCGGCGGACGCGGUCGCGUAACGCGGCGCGCGAGUGCUUUGUUUUGCCGAGCAGCUGAUCCGAGGCGGCUGGCUACGACGUGACGGUAAACGCGAUACAACGCGUCGCUCUUAUCUCCGACGCCAAAGAAAUCGGCCGUUUGUGUGCGUGCGUGCGCGCGCGCGCGCGUGUGUGGACCGUAUGCAUUUUCACCGAACCCCGGAAAAGCUACGUCGCAUCACCAGAGCCGAUUGAUUCGAUACAUCUGAACGUAUACACAAGUCGAGACACAGCAUCUGGCUCCAUUGUCGCCAAUCGAUCGCCAACGGACUUUCCGCGUUGCCGGAGGGAUUUUUGUAAAUGAUUUCAUUUCACGUAGAAACGAAAUCAAUAUUAAUAUUUCAAGUUUGACGAAAAUAUCGUCUAUAUGGAAACUCGCUUUCUCUCUUACAGAUUUCUCAAGGAAAUCCAAAGGAAACGUACUGUGAUGUUUAAAUUACGUCUUCGUUGCAUUUAAAACGACCGCUCGAUAAACUGGGCUGAUGACGUAAAACGUUUAUAAAUCACGAAGUGCGUUGCAUGAAGAUUAUAACAAAGGUGCACGAGGCUACGUCAUCGACCGGUGUUUCUCGUCUCUACAGGUAGAAGCUAGUGUUUGGAACGGGCGAAUGGUCGAUCGAACCAUAAACGACCUCCCGCUGUUUAUUUCGGCCCGCAGUCUUUCGAACAAUUAGCUUUUCCUGCAGUGGUAAAAGGGAACGAGGAGGAAAACGACACUCAUAGUGGAGAAGACGUUGCCGUUUCGAAUUUCUCUCUCGACGAUCAGGAGGAGAAAAUCCUCGAGGAUCUUUCGGCAGCUACGAAACAAUUGAUUCAGAGCUCUCGAGAAAUCUGGAUGAUACUGUACGACGUGGGACGAUUUUUAUGUAGUGGGAUUUCGUCUCGAGAUCGACAUCGAGAAUCGUGUUGAUCGAUGCGGCAUAGUCCCGGGGGGGCCGUCCUCGCGAACGACCAGGAACGUGGGGUACGGCCCCGAUCGAGCUGACUAGGGGAACCGUCGAGGCCCGUGGGCCUCCUGCUGCUGACGGGACUCGUGCCAGAAGGAAGGGAUCCACGACGGCAGAUACAUUGAGGUAUUCCAGCAAACACAUUUCUGUCGUUGGUCAUUUAACCGGCUCCACGAUGCUCUACAUCUUCCACGUUGAUACUGGCACUACCAUCACCUUCGACAUCAAGCUGGCUCUGCAAAGUGUGAGCCAGCUGAUGGAGGCGAUCGAGAGGGAAUGCGGUGUAGUAGCGACGCAUCAGGUGCUCCUUAUGAGCGGGGGCGAGUGUCUGGAACCCAAUGCACGUGUGUGCUCUUACUCAGCUGGAACCGACACGAAUCCGAUCUAUCUGUUUAGCAAGGCUGCCAUUGAGAGUAGCAUUCCGCCUACGCCGAGUAUAGAUUACGGUUCCGAUGUGGAUCUUCAGACCCAGAUCGAUGCUUCGUUGGCGAUGCCGGCUACCUAUCAGACUCUUUGUGCACGUGCUCAUCUGGCUCAGCAAUGUUGUGGCCUGGCACGAGAACAGACAAGAAUCUGCGAGAAGCUAGUUCAUGAUCAGCACCUUCAACAGCAAGGUUGGGCUGCGGUAGUUGCGAAUCUCGAGGAUAUCACACUAAUGUUUCAAACACGAGCCGAGCAAUUCCAACAAGCUUUUGUCUUGUAUCUUGCUGAGAGGCAGCGACAUACAGAACUCCUUGACAAUUUUAAUGCUGAUCUUGGUACUCUCGCGAAAAUUCCAAUUUUGCCGGCUUUGAGAGCUCAAGCGGAGGGCUUGUUGAGUUCGGAUGAUCAACCCAGCCAAUCCUCCGAGACUGCGUCGGAGAGUCCCGGGGAAGUGCUUAGUCUGCUUCGAUGGAUCUCCGCAAAAGACAAUCAGAGCAGCCUGGAGCAAGUGGCAGAUCAAUGCUCGCGUGGCUUAGAGCAGUUCGAUGAACGAUUGAUGGAGGCUUUGAAAGCUGAAGUAAACGCGGGCAUGGACAACGCCAACAAGCAAGACAUGAAAGAAAUCAAGGGUUUGGGCGAGAGGCUGUUCGCCCUAGAACAGCUAAUGGUGCAGACCAAGAGGCUCGUUCACGAGCAGGGCGAAUUAGCUCAAGGUUUUCUGCAGAAUCAGAAUCGCGCGAGCAAUCUGGGCGAUGCGAGCGUCUUGCCCGAUUUAUGCACUUCCCACCGGCGACAAUUGCUCGUCAUGUUGCAGAAUCAUAACCAGUUGCGCGACAUUCGUCGUAGAUGCACCAAGGCGAAGGAGGAGCUCUCGGUGAAUAUCUAUCAUCGUCUCAAAUGGAUCAUGUAUGUGGAAAACAAGAUGGUGGAAGUGGGCAACAAGUUGAUCAUAUAUCACGAAAGCCUGAAGCGAUUGAGGAGGCAUCUGGAGGUGCUCCAGCAGAUCCAUUUGGCCCCGCAAAUGUAUAUAAGCGCGGUGAUUGAAGUGGUUAGAAGGCGCACGUUCUCGCAAGCUUUUCUCGUAUGGGCCAGCAAUCUAGCUUGCCAAUUGUUGACGGUUCACAGCGAAGAGCUAGCGCGUAGACGAGAGUUUCAGAGCAAAUUUAACGGUCACUUCUUGAACACCCUUUUCCCGGGUCUGGAGGACACGCCGCCGCCUUUCGCGACACAGGCACCUUCCGUUUUUGAUAAUGGACUACCGAAGCUGACCGCGGACGAUAUGGAGUCAUUGAGGUCGCAGCUUCCGGACUUGGCACUAACUAUCUCUACGCCAGAUUUAAACAACAUCACACAAUUCUUUUUAUCCAAGAGUUUCACCGAAGGCAGCACUGGCGAUAUCAAGGAGAAGGACGCUACAUCAGUGAGCAUCGAUAUUCCAGCAAAGGAACAAGAGCGCGCUAGAGCGCCGUUGUUAUCCGACAGGGGCGACUUUGAGUCCGAAACAGAUACGGAGGAGUUUGAAAAGAUCGGUCAGGCCGGUGCUGACGCGGCCAAGCCCGGCGUGUUCGACGUUACGAAACAGAAGCGGCAGAAGCAAUUGGAGGUUGGUGCUUCACGAAGCGUGUCCCCCGCUUCGUCGACCUCGACUAACGUCUCCCCGUUAAAUUCGAAAGUCGCGGAUCUAACAACGCGUUCGUCCACGUCAAGCGAACCCGGUUCUUUCCAAUUUCCCAGUUUGUCCGCCGUGAGCGAGCGCCCGGUGCAGCUGAGUCCGCUGACCGAGUGCGUGGAGAACGGCGCUGUUGAUUCCUCUGUUUGCUUGCUCCGUAACGGCGCGAGUGGCCUCUCAAACAAACGCGACGCUCUACCACUCGAGGAGCAACAUUCCUUGAGUCCGAAUCCCUCCUCCUUGCCACGGUCCUCCGCCAUGUGCGACGACCAGCAGCAUCAUUAUCAUCAUCCGUUGUCCGGUAGCGGUGGUAGCAGUCCAUCUGUCGGCGUAGGCGCUACCGAUUUUAUGGGUACCGAGUUUUACAUGGAUGAAUCUCUACCGAGCAGUCUCAGUGAGCACCCUGUCGACGGCCAGCAUCAGGCUAUCAUGUCCCUCCUUCAGGAGAAUCUCGGUAAUACACGCGAGGAAGUGGAAAGGUUGCAAUCUAUUCUGAAGACUAUGAAGGUAGUUGUAUGCGAUGAAUUGAGUUUCGUUCGGAACGAAUUGGCGAUUCUACGAGAGCGAUCUAACGAGGACAAGAGCGGUCUCGUCGAGAUGACGGAACGCGUACGAGUAGCAUUAUCCUUAUACUCGCAAGAGUGCGAUCGACGUCUUCAAGAGCGCGAGCAGAAAUUGACGCUUGAGCAUGAGUUUGAGAUAACGGAUGUCAAGAAGCUGAUACAGAAUCAUGAAGAAGAAAUCUGCACACUCAAGCAUAAUCUUUUAGAAAAGGAGACAGAAUUGACGGAGCACGAACGGUUGGUGACCACGAUGCGUCAAAAGCUAGAGGACGAACAGAUCGAGAGGGGAAACUUACAGACUCGUUUACACCAGCAACUUGAGGAUUAUUCGAGAAUAUUAGAGCAAGCGCGCAUAGAUAAGGAAGAGGCUGUGAAGAAGACGAAUGAUGAGAGAUUUCUCGAGAUUACCUCUCUGACGAAUUCCUUGACACAAUGUCAGAAGAGAAUUCAAGAAUUGGAAGAGAAUCUGAUCACUGCUCGCAACGAUCAGGAAAGAAUGGUGAAAGAGGUGACCGAUAAGUUCCAGAUAGAAUAUAAGACGGAGUUAGAAACCAUUCGAAGUCGCUUCAAACUAAUGGCCGCUUCUACCAUGGAAAGGAGUCCCAGUGAUUCCAGUCUAGAAAGGAUUGAGCGGACAGAUGUUAUCGAACUGGCGAAUCACGAGGCAAUUUUAGAGCAAGCAAGGGAAGAUAUGAAAGUAGAAAAUGCCAUGGCAGUUCGUACUGCUAUAGAGAAAGAGAGAGCUGAUUGCAUGACGAAAUUAGAUAACGAAUUAAAAUUGGCAAAGGAAGUAGUUGAAGAGAAAAAUAGGGAGAUUGAGAUGUACAGAGUAAGAACAGUUGCAUUGAUCGAACAGGGCAAACGUUACAAGAAUAUGAUAGAUCGAUUAAUUGGAGAAUUUGGAUUGAAAUCAGAGAUACAGCAAACGAUGAAGGAGAAGGUGAAACAUCUUGAAACAGACAAAACGUGGCUUGAGCAUAAUGAGGCUGCAUUGAAGACAAUGCGAACAAUCAUGGAACAAAGCAAAGAUUCUCUCUACUCUUUAGAAUCUGAAGCAUGCAAGGAUUUAACUUACGAUCGAUUGGAUGGCAGUCAAGUCGAUCUGGAGAAAGUUUUCAAGAAUCUAGAAUCCGAGAAGUACGAAGUUGAGGUCUCGGAAUCAAAGAAAGUGCGAUUAGAGGCUGAUGAUGAUGAUCUGACUCGGCUAUCUAGGCGACUUGAAAUUCUCGAGAACGACAACAAGAGACUGUCCUGCGAGUUGAAUUCAAUACGUGCGAGUAAAGUGGUGGCCGAAGCGAAGGUAGAAGCGUUAAUGACGGAUAAAAUUCGUUUAGAAAUCGAAUUACUGAAGGAACGAACCAAGAGGGUAUUUGGUAUCGACUCGUCAUUGCUACCCUCUGAAAACCGUGAUAGAGACAUGAAUGCAUCGGUCGCGGUAGUUUCAGACUCUAGUUCAAGUCGAGAUGCGGCCACCAGUCCAGAACCGAGUCGACGAUCAUCUUCCAAAUCCAUAUGCUUCCACCCUUCCCUUCCCUCGUAUAUACAUAAGAAGGUCGCGGAAAAAGUGGCCAAGAUGGUGCAACAGGGGAUCGUCACCAUCACCAGUUGCAAUCCAGGUGACGUGGUACUCAUAGUCUGGGACACUGUACACGGCAAUUAUGCAGUGUAUCAGGAAUCCUCGACUCUUUAUUUCCUUCAUUCGGACUACGUAGACGCAUUGGAGAUAGGGAUGAACUCGAGCGGUUCUCGGAAAUGCGUUCUUGCUGAAGUGAUCGAUAAGGAAUAUUGUCACGCGAGAAAGCAUGAGAAUCGGUACCAUGUCCCACGUGGCACGAAAUUUUACAGAGUGCGCGCUAAACCCCGAGACGUACGCGCACUGGCAGAUGAAACGAGUUCGUCGGGUUCAAUGUCGAAGAGUCAACUACCGUAAUUUUACUGUAAUUUCAGACUAAAUGUCGAGAAUCCUUUGAUUCUUGCCUAGUACAAGCGCUGUGAUCGAGGAUUUGCUUCGGCAGGUCGCGUUUGUUGCAAGACCAGUUACCCGGAAUGCAAAUCCCGAACUUACGUCUCCGCAACCAUCCGGAAACCUCGGCUAAAACCUGCCAGAGCCUCUAGACGCAUCCUUAAUAUCGAUAAACAUUAGGGUGAUGAUCCACGAUGAAAGAGGUAUGUGCAAGUUGGAUAAACAUGAAAUGAGAUGGAAGGAUGCGCCGGCGUUUUUUAUUGUGAUAUAAGUAAUUUUUAAACGAGUGAAACAUAUUUGCCGAAUGCUGUGGUUAGCUGUGAAGCGUAACGAUAGUUGCAUUCUUUGACUUUUCUUUUUCCAUAAAUGAGAAAACAAUGGGAUGUGAAUGCCGUCGACGAUUCUCUUUUUCAAUAAUUUGAUAGGCAGACCAAUAGAAUGAAAUACAGAAAGAGAGAGAGAGAAAGAUAUUGUUUAACUUCAAUAUUAGAUGUAUGAUGCGGGAAGACGAAAGCCAGUCCCUCAGCCAACGUUCAGCUUUCUCUUUCCGCACUCCGAUAAUUAUCUUUGCACUAUACGAAACGAAAAAACAUAAUUGUAAGUUUUACAAAACCGGUGUAGGAGAAUGUGCGAUUUAUGUAUUAUAAAUACAUGUAUAAUCGCAUUAGGUAAAUAAUAUAUAUAUAUAUAUAUAUGUA
Messenger RNA from Formica exsecta, 6995 nucleotides. RefSeq names its product RB1-inducible coiled-coil protein 1 (gene Atg17). Gene Ontology annotation, molecular function: molecular adaptor activity; protein kinase binding. The coding region runs from base 1855 to 6264 and encodes 1469 amino acids. Gene Ontology annotation, biological process: autophagosome assembly; positive regulation of protein phosphorylation; reticulophagy. Gene Ontology annotation, cellular component: phagophore assembly site membrane; extrinsic component of membrane; Atg1/ULK1 kinase complex. NCBI's taxonomy places the organism in Eukaryota, Metazoa, Arthropoda, Insecta, Hymenoptera, Formicidae. The record is from RefSeq and is a predicted model, not a curated record. The transcript is spliced from 10 exons.